Molecule: messenger RNA, 1797 nt
Organism: Ostreococcus tauri
Lineage: Eukaryota; Viridiplantae; Chlorophyta; Mamiellophyceae; Mamiellales; Bathycoccaceae
Product: unnamed product
Exons: 1
Coding region: 1-1797 (598 amino acids)
Source: RefSeq, a predicted model, not a curated record
AUGCGCGCGCGCGUGGACACCGCGCCGGCGUGGACGCGCGCGCGUGGACGUCGGCGCGUCGGCGCGCGCGUCGCGGGCGGCGUGGCGCGGGAUGGACCGAGCGCGCGGACGAUUGAGAUCAUGGAAUCCAUCGCGAGCGCGCGCGAUGACGACGACGCGUCCGCGGCGCGCGGCGCGGGCGGGACGACGACGCUGGAGGGGUUGAUGCGGUUGGACGCGGCGUGGACGUCGAUGCGGCGCGGCGCGGGACGGGGCGACGGCGAGGCGUUCGCGCGGCGACGGAGACGGCGGGCGGCGACGGAGACGGCGAGCGACGCGUUCGACGUCGCGGUGUGCGGUGGCACGCUCGGGAUUUUGGUCGCGUGCGCGCUGCAGAGACGGGGGGGGCGGGUGUGCGUGAUCGAGCGAGGGGAGUUGCGUGGAAGAGAACAGGAGUGGAACGUGAGCCGGGCGGAGCUGGAGGCGUUGGUGCGCGCGGGCGCGUUGACGGCGGAGGACGCGGACGAGGUGACGAUGAUUGAGUUUAAUCCGAUUCGGUGUGGGUUCCAUGGGAGUGAGAAGGAAGAUAUCGUGACGCGCGACGUCUUGAAUUGCGGCGUGAGUCCGGCGAGACUGGUGGCGAAGUGUCGGGAGCGCUUCGAGGAGGCGGGCGGGCGGGUCAUGGAGCGCGCGUCCUUGAACGGCGUGGACGUGUACGACGACUGCGCCGUGCUCGACGUCGACGGCAACGCCGUGCACGCGCGAUUGGUGCUCGAUUGCAUGGGAUUUAACUCACCAAUCGUGCGACAGAUUCGCGGCGGGGCGAAACCGGACGGCGUGUGCGUCGUCGUCGGAACCUGCGCCGAGGGGUUCGACGCGUCGAAGAACGAGUCCGCCGAUCUCAUACGAACCGUGACGGACAUCGAGACAGAUUACCGUGGACAAUACUUUUGGGAGGCGUUCCCAGCGUCGUCGGGCCCGGGGGAUCGAACGACGUACAUGUUUACGUACAUGGAUGCCGAAGAAGCGCGACCGUCCAUCGCGUCCAUGCUCGACGAUUACUGGGAAUACAUGCCCGCGUACCAAGGCCUGUCGUCCAUGGAUGACGUCAAGGUGAAGCGAGUGUUGUUCGGACUGUUUCCGACGUUUCGAAACUCACCUCUGAAGACGGAGAUCGACCGCGUGCUCGCGAUAGGCGACGCGAGCGGCAUUCAAAGUCCCCUCAGUUUCGGCGGCUUGGCAGCUAUUCUGCGUCACGUCAAUCGCAUUACCGGCGCCGUGGAAGAGGCUUUGGACGCUAACGCGCUCGAUCGAGACGCUCUACGGUCGAUCAACGCGUAUCAGCCCGCGCUGAGCGCUGCGUGGUUGUUCCAGCGCUGCAUGUCGGUGCGGAUAGGCGCCAAGCCAAAGCGCGAUUUCAUCAAUCGUCUGAUGACGACAAACUUUGGCGUGAUGGAAGCGUUGGGCGAAGACGUGAUGCGACCGUUCCUACAGGACGUCGUCACGUUCAAGGGCCUCGGCAAAACGCUCGUGUCAAUGACGGCUUCAAAGCCGCUCUUCGUGCCCGAAAUCCUCAUCAACGCCGGUCCUGGACCUAUCGCGGACUGGUUUCGUCACUUCAUCGCGCUCGGAAUGUACGAUCUCUUGUCAUCACCCGCCGGCGCCGUGGCGCACGCCCUCAGACCCGCGGGGCAGGACGAAUCCAACGCCAAUCCGCUCGUCGAAGCCGUGUCCGGCUCGCUCUCGCCGAGGCAAAAAUUUUUCAUUCGUCGGCACGCCGAGGCCGUGAUCUACGGAUGCGGCCGUGACGCGCACUGA